AUGGGUAACCAGAUUGCGGGCUCUAGUCCCGCGGGUUCUAGCCCCACAGAACCCAAAAUCAUAAACCCAGGGGGGCGAACCUGCGAUACCUGUGGCACGGAGAACAGGGUUGUGUUUUUGUGUAAGGAUUGUAGUCAAGUUUUUUGUCCCGCCUGCAAAGUAAGUCACGUGUCCGACCAUCGUUCUCAUGACGUUGUAUAUUUAUUUGAAAACAGAAACAUCAAAGCAGUAUCCCUGGAGACGGGAAACACGUGUUAUUUUCAUCCUACAAAUUCAUAUCAGGCUAUUUGUCGGGAGUGUGAUAUUUUAGUCUGCCAUCAGUGUGUUUUCACGCAACAACACAAACACCACGAAUUCAUCCCAAUUCACGACGUCAUUAAUCUUCGCAAAAACGAACUUCUUCAAGAAACCAGGGAUUUGAAGCAAAUUCUACUUCCAGAGCUUACGAGGACGUUAACAGCCAUCACAAAUAAGCAGGAAGAGGCUGACCAAAUCGGCGAGCGCCUAACGAAAGAUAUAAAUGCACAGGUGGAUCGAAUGGUGGCGGAAAUAAGUGACAUUCGAGAUGAACUCUUGAAAAUUGUGGAAAAAAGAAGAAAGCCCGAUAUAGAAAACCUUGGUCACAAACGAAAGGAAGUUGAGGAACACAUCGCCGAUAUUCAGGAACUGACACAAAACUGUGAGGAGGAACUUAAUUCCAGUUCAAAGACUAUAACUGAACUCUUUAGCUACAUUAAAGAUACUCAAUUCAAGGUAGUCGAUAUGUAUAAAGAACACACUGUCCCUCAGCUAACGAGGUACAAGUUCUCACAAGGAUACAUAUCACGAAGAGGCGUUGGUGACCUCUUCGGCAAGGUAGAUGAGAUUAAGGGGCCUGGUACUGUUCCAAAAGUGAAUCUCAAUACUCACCGCCGUAAAGUUGAUUCCUGUCAUUCUAUCAUAGACGAAUCGGUUUUGUCGUCAUUUCAGACGCAUAGUAGAAGUGAUUUGACAUUUGUGCAACCUAUCAAUGCCAAUGAUGCGUGGACGAAAAGCGCGGCAUCAAGCCUUACUCUGGUACGUAUCGGAGGUUCUGAGGUGAAGCAUUUCAGAAUUGACUUUAGCAUUGAGGAUGCAACUGUGUCUCAGUCAGGUGAUCUCUACGUCACUUCCCUAACAACUGGAAAAUUUCAUCAGGUGAUCAAAAUAUCACAAAAUGGUCGACCACUAGAAUUUUCGAAUCUGUAUCCAUAUGAACCUUACGGUGUGUGUUGUACCAGAGACAAUGAUCUUCUGGUAUGUUUGCAGAAAAAGGGAGAUAGUCACAUAGUUCGAAUUUCCAUCGCCGGGCGCAUUAUCCAGAGGAUGAGAUGGAGCAAAGAUGGCAAUCUGAUAUUCAAGCAGCCACUGAGAAUCGCGGAAAACGGUAAUACCGAUAUUGCGGUGGUGGAUACUGGUCUCCAAGAACUUGUUGUUUUGGGUCGAGUCGGAACUGUCCGGUUUCGCUAUGAUGGGAAGUCAGGAUUCAAGCGAAGUAAUUUCAGUCCACGCUGCGUAGAAUGUGAUAAGCAAAACAAUUUCGUGGUCUCGGAUUUUCGAGGCGACUGCUUACAUAUCAUCGACAAGGAGGGAAAAUUUUUGCGUGUUCUUACGUCAAAUAUGAUACAACAACCAAUGGGUGUCGGGAUAGGUCGUGAUGGCAAACUUUGGAUCACGCAAUCAAAGAGCAAGGUCAACGUUAUCAAGUACCUUGCGUGA
Ostrea edulis (European flat oyster) is the source of this 1737-nucleotide messenger RNA. RefSeq lists its product as uncharacterized. NCBI's taxonomy places the organism in Eukaryota, Metazoa, Mollusca, Bivalvia, Ostreida, Ostreidae. The transcript has a single exon. Gene Ontology annotation, cellular component: nucleoplasm; chromatin. Gene Ontology annotation, biological process: positive regulation of DNA-templated transcription. Bases 1 to 1737 code for a protein of 578 amino acids. Gene Ontology annotation, molecular function: zinc ion binding; ubiquitin-protein transferase activity. The record is from RefSeq and is a predicted model, not a curated record.